Molecule: messenger RNA, 895 nt
Organism: Drosophila hydei
Lineage: Eukaryota; Metazoa; Arthropoda; Insecta; Diptera; Drosophilidae
Product: protein vem-1
Exons: 1
Coding region: 87-803 (238 amino acids)
Cellular component (GO): endomembrane system; membrane
Source: RefSeq, a predicted model, not a curated record
CUUAGUAGGCAUUUCAAUACCAAUUUCUACCAAAUUAGUCAUUGUCAUUCUCUUGCAGCUAGGAAAAUAGUAAAACAACAUUAACUAUGAUGUCUUCGCUUCCAAGCAGUACGUGGAGCGAGCAGCUACGAGAUGUGCUCAGUUCGCCGUUGGGAAUCGUGGCAUUGACGUGCAUCGUGGGCUACAUGGCCUAUAUGCUUGUGCGUCGCGACUAUCCCACCUACGAUGAUGAGGACUAUGAGAAGGAGGGACACGUCAAGAUACCGGCGCCUCUGCAAAAUCUUCGUAUGACCAGAAAGAAGCUUGAGCACUACGACUCACAUAACCCCAAGGGCCGAUAUUUGAUUGCACUGCACGGCACCAUCUACGAUGUCUCGUGUGCUCCGCACGACUUUGGACCCAAUGGCAACUACGAGACGCUUGCCGGCACCGAUAUAAUGUGGUAUAUCCGGAGUACAGCUCGCUUCGAGUCUCGCGACUUCAAGACCUAUCUGGAUGAGUGGAAAACGAUGCUCGAAGAUCAUUUCUAUGUGGCCGGCGUCUUGAUAGAGCCCAACGAACUGACCGAUUCCGAGGGCAGUACAGUGUACGACUCCGCCACGGAAUUGAAUGAACACAUGAAUGAGGGCUAUGCCGCGACCAAUAAGGGUUCAGACAUCGCGACCAAAAUUCAACUUAACGAAGGUAUAAGACCUGAAAUUUUUUCCAAACUUGAAGAAAGCUUCACUAAUUCAAAGCUCGAGGAUGCUGACAACACUCUGGUCGACUGUUCCGAUGGCGACAAGACUAUUUUAGCUUCGUAGGCGAAAUAUUUAUUUUACAAAGCAAAGUCUACCUGAAGAUCUCCAUUGUACUAAAACAUAAAACAAACAUGAAACAUAAAUAUAUAUAUUUA